Messenger RNA from Olea europaea var. sylvestris, 3934 nucleotides. Its product is annotated as SCY1-like protein 2. Lineage: Eukaryota; Viridiplantae; Streptophyta; Magnoliopsida; Lamiales; Oleaceae. Gene Ontology annotation, biological process: protein phosphorylation. Bases 234 to 2990 code for a protein of 918 amino acids. Gene Ontology annotation, molecular function: ATP binding; protein kinase activity. The transcript is spliced from 14 exons. The record is from RefSeq and is a predicted model, not a curated record.
GUUUUGAUGUAAAAUUUGGUGCAAAUUUUGGGGGAGGUGAUGGCCUAACGAUGAAAAUAGUUGAAUUUCCAACGGUGGCAUACAUUUCUUCGAUCGUCUGAUCAGAGAGAGAUCGGACUUCGAACGUUUAAAUUUCGAUCUUCCUCUGCCACCGCCUCCUCCGCCAUCAGUACAGCCGCCCCCACAAUUAUCAUUCUUGAAAGAAAGUUUAUUCACACUAGGAAAUCCCAACCAUGUCCCUGAAUAUGAAGACUCUGAGCCAGGCCUUCGCAAAGGCUUCUGCAGUAAUAGAAAAAACUGUUCACACCACGGUUCAAGAAGUCACCGGUCUACCUCGAGCGUUACAGGACUACGAGCUUUCAGACCAGAUAGGCUCAGCCGGGCCGGGUCUGGCUUGGAAGCUUUAUUCCGCUAAGUCACGUGACAGCCACUUGCCGGCAGUGUAUCCGAUCGUCUGCGUGUGGAUAUUGGACAAGCGGAUCCUGGCGGAGGCCCGACAGAAGGCUGGGCUUUCGAAAACCGCUGAGGACGCGUUCCUGGACGUGAUUCGGGCCGAUGCUGCCCGGCUUGUGAGGCUACGGCAUCCUGGAGUUGUUCACGUUGUCCAGGCGUUGGAUGAGAGCAAGAACGCUAUGGCUAUGGUCACUGAACCACUUUUUGCAUCGGCUGCUAAUGCACUGGGGAAUGUGGAGAAUAUAGCCAAAGUGCCUAAGGAGCUCAGGGGGAUGGAAAUGGGACUGCUGGAGGUGAAGCAUGGACUUCUCCAGAUUGCAGAAACCUUGGGUUUCCUUCAUAACAAUGCUUGUCUCAUCCACCGGGCUUUAUCACCUGAGGCAGUCCUGAUUACAUCAAAUGGAGCCUGGAAGCUUGGUGGCUUUGGUUUUGCGAUAUCAAUUGAUCAGUCAUCAAAUUAUUCUGCAAAUGUGCAGUCUUUUCAUUUUGCUGAGUACGAUGUCGAAGAUUCUGUUCUGCCUCUUCAGCCAUCAUUAAACUACACUGCCCCUGAACUGGUUCGAAGUAAAACAUCAUCAGUUGGGUGCUCCUCUGAUAUUUUCAGUUUUGGAUGUCUGACCUACCACUUGAUUGCGCAUAAGCCUUUGUUUGAUUGCCACAAUAAUGUGAAGAUGUACAUGAAUAGUUUGACUUACUUAUCCAGUGAGGCUUUUUCUUCCAUUCCAAGGGAGCUGUUGCCCGAGUUACAGAGAAUGCUUUCUGCAAAUGAGGCUCUCAGGCCAUCAGCCAUGGAUUUUACGGGCUCACCUUUUUUUCAGGAGGAUACUAGGUUGCGUGCUCUCCGCUUCCUGGAUCACAUGCUUGAAAGAGAUAACAUGCAGAAAUCAGAGUUUCUAAAAGCAUUAUCAGACAUGCGGAAGGAUUUUGACUCCCGUGUAUUGCGGUAUAAGGUUCUUCCCCCUCUGUGUGCAGAGCUUCGAAAUUUGGUAAUGCAGCCAGUGAUUCUACCUAUGGUUCUGACCAUAGCAGAGUCUCAGGAUAAAAACGAUUUUGAGGUAUCAACCUUACCAUCUCUUGUUCCAGUCCUGGACAAGGCCGCUGGUGAGACAUUACUGCUACUUGUGAAGCAUGCUGAGCUUAUUAUCAACAAGGCUAGUCAGGAGCACCUGGUUUCCCAUGUCCUGCCCAUGCUCGCUCGAGCUUAUGAUGAAACUGAUGCACGCUUGCAAGAGGAAGUUCUUAGAAAGACUCUUUCGCUUGCAAAGAAACUUGAUGUUCAGUUAGUGAAACAAGCAAUUUUGCCCCGUGUUCAUGGCCUGGCGCUUAAAACAACUGUUGCUGCGGUGAGAGUGAAUGCUCUAUUAUGUCUAGGUGAUAUGGUUCACAUGCUGGAUAAGCACGGUGUUUCAGAUAUCUUGCAAACGAUCCAACGAUGUACUGCUGUUGAUCAUUCUGCUCCAACUCUAAUGUGUACCCUUGGAGUAGCAACCUCAAUUUUGAAGCAGUUUGGAACUGAAUUUGUAGCAGAGCAUGUUCUUCCAAUACUGAUACCACUGCUAAUUACUCAGCAAUUAAAUGUUCAGCAGUUCGCUAAGUACAUGUUUUUUGUCAAGGAUGUGCUGAGAAAGAUAGAAGAAAAGCGAGGAGUAACUUUGACGGACUCUGGAAUUUCAGAGACACCACCACCUACAGGGGAUGGGCCUCUUCCUGGACUAGUUAAUAAACCACUUGCUACCUCAUCUAGUACGAAACACAGCCCAUCAUGGGAUGAAGAUUGGAUACCUUCCAGGGGAGCUUCAACCGCUCCCUUGUCUUCCUCUACAAUUUCAAAUGCUCAACCAGUCGUUCCAAGCCAGCAAGCUCAAACAUCUGGAUAUUCUCAGUCGUCUUUGACAUUGACUUCAGCUUCUCAACAACUGCCAUCUUCAUGUCCUGCAGUUGAUAUUGAGUGGCCACAUCGAUGUUCAUCAGGCAUUACGACUCAAUUAGGCGACCCUGGGAAGCUCAAUGAAAAUAAAGGUUAUUCAGAUGCAGGUUUUGAUGAUAUAGAUCCUUUUGCCAACUGGCCACCUCGACCUGGCACGACAACCCUUUCUGGAUCUUCAAUCAAUGGAAUGGCAGCACCAUUUGCCAACAAAUAUUCUUCAAGCAAUAAUGCAACCUCGACUGAUAGUUUGAGUUCGUGGGCAUUUGGCACUCAAAAUUCUGUUGAGCCAAUGAGACAGAUUCAUGGUAGUAGUACCUCAUCCACUAUCAGUGGACUCAGUGUGCAGAGUUCUUUCGGGUAUCUGAACCAAAAUCAUGGUGCUUCAACUCUUGGUUUGUCCGCCCAGAAAGCAGCGGAUCUUGGCUCAAUCUUUGCUUCUAACAAGAGUGAGCAAGCUGCACUAAGACUCGCUCCACCUCCAACAACUGCUGUUGGUAGAGGGAGAGGACGGGGAAGGGGAAUUCAAGGACAACUUGGGAGCACCUCAGCAUCACGGCCUAGUCAGGGGAAAUCUCUGCCUGAGCAGCCGCCUGUACUGGACUUGCUGUAGUUUAUGUGGUGACAACGUAAACGGUUUCCAGAUUUAAGUGCUAAGGUAAAAUACAGAUCAACAGUUGUGUAGUUCACUCGACUCUACUUCGUCCAUUGCAAUUGUUCGAGGUGAACAAGAGAAACAUAACACGUCGAUACAUUUAGGCUCCAUUUGAUUCUCAUUUUUAUCAAAAUUCAUUUUUCUCUCUUUGUUUUAACAACACAUUCUUCAUUAAAAUAAUGUUACACGGAAACCAAAAACUUUUCCUUAUUUUUCAUCCCCACAUUCUCCAUCAAUCUACUAUUUUUAAAAAUUCAUUUUUCCAUAAAAAUGGGUGUCAAACACCCUCUUAGUGCCUAAUUCAAGUUGUUCGCAGGUUGUAGCAUAAUAGUUUGUGAUUCUACUCGUCACAGAGUGCGGCUGCUUGUACUCUUUCUGGACAAAUUUUUGUUUUCUUUUUCCUUAAUGAUCGUAUUUAAUUUAUAAAUAGUUUGUCAAGGAAGUUCAUUGUAUUCUUCAUCCAUUGGUUCAGGAAAAGGUAAUACAAUUGAUGCUUUUGAAAUUUCUCUCAUAUUGAAUAUUUGUGUAAAGAAGAUGUUGAUUCUUGACUUGGUUGUUAAACUCAUCAGUUAAGUGAGUUGCAAUCAGUUGGAUCCUCAAAAAUUGUAACAGAAUUGCUGUUAUUAGUUGUAACAGAAUCAUAUAUACAUUGCUUGUAAAUCUCUUUGGUCCUGUGUCCAUUAAUAGGACUAGGAGUUGAUGAGUUGAUGUGAGGGGGAUCAUAUACUGUAUAAGAGAAAGUAAGAUAGUGAGAGAGAGUUCUGUACACCAUCGUUGUAAAUUUUCUGUGAGUUUUUCUGAAGAAGCUCGGUUGAGUGGUGAGUGCUGGUGAUUUGUAUAAAGCCACCAUUGUGUAAUAUCUUCUUAUAUGGUAGACUGGUACACUGACUGGGGAUUAAUUC